AUGAAGUUGUUCACCAUCGCCAGCACUCUUAUGGUUUCCUUAGCCAAUGCUGCUCCACACCCUGAGCGUGGCCUCACACAGGGCACUAAACUUAUAGCUCGGCAAUGCUCUGCAGGCAAGGCCACCUGUUUUUAUGACAGUGACUGUUGUUCUGAAAUUUGCCAAGCUAUACCUGUUGGUCCGGUUGGUGUUGUACGCUACACAAGGAGAAGCAAGAAGCAAGAGAAGCAGGAGAAGCUAGAAAAGCAGGAGAAGCUGGAAAAGCUGGAAAAGCUAGAAAAGCAGGAGAAGGAGAAGCUAGAGAAGUUAGAAAAACUAGAAAAACUAGAGAAGCAAGAGAAGCUGGAAAAGGAGAAGCUAGAGAAGCAAGAGAAGCUGGAGAAACAAGAGAAGCUGGAGAAACAAGAGAAGCUGGAGAAACAAGAGAAGCUGGAGAAACAAGAGAAUCAGGAAAAGGAAAAGCAGGAGAAGCUCGAGAAGUUGGAGAAGCUAGAGAAGCAAGAAAAGCAAGAGAAGCAGGAGAAGCAGGAGAAGGAGAAGCUAGAGAAGCUGGAAAAACUAGAAAAACUAGAGAAACAAGAGAAGCAGGAAAAGGAGAAGCUGGAGAGAUUAGAGAGACUGGAGAGACUAGAGAGACUGGAAAAGCAAGAGAAUCAAGAGAAGCAUCAGAGGCAGAGGAAGCAUAAUUAG
Bipolaris oryzae ATCC 44560 is the source of this 690-nucleotide messenger RNA. RefSeq lists its product as uncharacterized. The transcript has 5 exons. The record is from RefSeq and is a predicted model, not a curated record. NCBI's taxonomy places the organism in Eukaryota, Fungi, Ascomycota, Dothideomycetes, Pleosporales, Pleosporaceae. Bases 1 to 690 code for a protein of 229 amino acids.